AUGGUCCUCCUCAUCCUUCCCACUGUACUGAGCAGACAGAUAGGACUGGAGGGGGUUCAGGCGACAGUGUGCUCUCGAUGGGAAACGCACACCAAAAAGGGCCUCUUUCAGGAUGGUGAUGCGAUCAUCGGAGGUCUCUUUAACCUUUAUUACAAACCUUCGUUUGCAGAGCAGGACUUCACCAAGAAGCCACAUUAUCAGAGCUGCUCUGGUUUUGGCUUCUUAGAAUUACAGUUCAUGUAUUCUGUGGCAUUUGCGGUGGAGGAGAUAAAUCGUAACAGCUCGCUGCUACAAGGAGUGAAGCUGGGUUACCGUAUACUGGACAGCUGUGGCCGAUACCCUUGGGCUCUGCAGUCAGCUCUGUCACUUAUUGGAGGAGACGAACACAGCUGCAACUUAACUGUUUCUACUCCUCAGUCUGUAACCAAUGGGCAAACUGGGGAUACAGCUGCAGCUCACGCCCUUCACAGCCUUCUCUCCUGCUCAAACAGAGACAGUCCUACAAACAACAGCUCCACCUGCUCCUCUGCAAAACACAUCACACCCAGAGAGCUUUUACAGCACUUUAAUAAAGUGAAUAUCUCCCCACCACAUGGAGAGAGGUUUUAUUUCCAAGGGGCUGAUAUUCCACCAAAGUAUGACCUUGUCAACUGGCAGAAAACCCCUGAAGGUUCACUUAAACUUGUAGUGAUUGGUUAUGUGGAUGAGUUUGAUCUCCAACUUAAUGAAACAGUUAUUCAGUGGAACACAGGAUCCAACAAUGAGGUUCCUGUCUCAGUGUGCAGUCAGAGCUGUCCCCCAGGUACCCGAAAGGCCAACAGGAAAGGAGAACCUGUUUGCUGCUUUGACUGUAUUCCAUGUGGAGAAGGAGAAAUUAGUAAUAUAACGGGUUCCCUUCACUGUCAACGUUGUCCCUCUGAGUUUUGGUCCAAUACUGAGCAAACUGUCUGUAUACGUCACGAAACAGACUUUCUUUCCUUUAAUGAAACACUGGGCAUUACUCUGACUACAGUAGCUGUGUCUGGUGUCAUAGUGACAACAGCUGUGUUUGUGGUUUUUCUGUACUACCGUCAAACACCUAUGAUGAGUUACACGGCAAGCUGUCCUUGUCUAAGUGACAGGCAAAAGUUCCCAAAUUUUUUCAGAACAAUCCCAAGUGAUGUUUACCAAGCUCAAGCCAUGGCACGGCUGGUUUUACACUUCAAAUGGACUUGGAUUGGAGCAGUGAUAUUAAAUGAUGAUUAUGGUCAUUCUGCAUUACAGGUGUUUCAGAGGGAAAUUCAGGGAAAACAAGUUUGUUUAGAUUUUAUUAAGACCAUCAGCUGGGAAACAAGUAUGGAUGAUAUAAAAAAAGCAGCAGUUACAAUUCAAGCUUCAACUGCAAGGGUAAUUCUGAUUUUUUACUCAUCGUCAGGGGCACUUCAACUAUUUCUUCAGCUGGCUCAGAGAAAUGUAACUGGUAGACUGUUUAUAGCCAGUGAGGCCUGGAGCACCAGUGAUGUUCCUCAAAAUGUUGCCCUCUCCAAGUUGUUCAGUGGUGUUGUUGGUGUGGCCAUUCGAAGUUCAACAAUACCUGGAUUUGAAAAUUAUAUCAGGAAGUUAAACCCAUAUGACCGUCCAGAGGAUGUUUGGAUUAAGGAAUAUUGGGAAAAAGAGUUUGGAUGUAGUCCUAGAUUCAAACAAUCCCAUAAAACACCUCUGUCCCUUCAAAAAUCUUCCCUCCCACCUUGCAGUGGGACAGAGACUCUGGAGGAGGUCCAGAGUCCUUUAACUGACAUGUCUCAGUUAAGGGUGACAUAUAACAUCUACCUUGCUGUUUAUGCAGCAGCUCACGCCCUUCACAGCCUUCUCUCCUGCCCAAACAGAGACAGUCCUACGAACAACAGCUCCACCUGCUCCUCUGCAAAACACAUCAAACCCAGAGAGCUUCUGAAACACAUGAACAAAGUGAAUAUCUCCACACCACAUGGAGAAAUGUUUUCCUUUCGAGGAGCUGAUAUUCCUGCAAAGUAUGACCUUGUCAACUGGCAGAAAACCACUGAUGGUCAACUGAGACUUGUGUUAAUUGGUCAUGUGGAUGAGUUUGAUGUCCACCUAAAUGAGUCUGCUAUUCAGUGGAAUAUAGGAUCCAAUGAGGUUCCUGUCUCAGUGUGCAGUAAGAGCUGUCCCCCAGGUACCCGAAAGGCCACCAGGAAAGGAGAACCUGUUUGCUGCUUUGACUGUAUUCCAUGUGGAGAAGGAGAAAUUAGUAAUAUAACAGGUUCCCCCCACUGUGAACGUUGUCCAUCUGAAUUUUGGUCCAACGUUGACCGAACUGUCUGCGUUCCUCGUCAGAUUGACUUCCUUUCUUUUAAUGAAUCGUUGGGCAUUACUCUGACUACAGCAGCUGUGUCUGGUGUCAUAGUGACAACAGCUGUGUUUGUGGUUUUUCUAUACUACCGUCAAACACCAAUGGUCCGAGCCAACAACUCAGAGCUGAGUUUCCUUCUUCUUCUGUCACUGAAGCUCUGCUUCCUGUGUUCUCUGGUGUUCAUUGGUCGUCCAUCAGUCUGGUCUUGUCGGUUCCAGCAGGCAGCCUUUGGGAUCAGCUUUGUACUCUGUGUUUCCUGUCUUCUGGUGAAGACCAUGGUGGUUCUGGCAGCUUUCCGCUCAGCUCGUCCUGGUGCUGCAGCUUUGAUGAAGUGGUUUGGUCCAGGUCUACAGAGAGGAAGUGUCUGCCUGUUCACCAGUGUACAGAUCAUCAUCUGCAUCAUAUGGUUGUCUCUCAGUCCUCCAGUACCUCACCGUAAUUUGGGUAUCCAAGGGUCAAAGGUCACUCUGGAGUGUACCAUGGCCUCUGUGGUGGCUUUCUCUCUGGUUCUGGGCUACAUCGGUCUGCUGGCCUGCACCUGUCUCUUCUCAGCUUUUCUUGCCAGGAAACUCCCAGACAACUUCAAUGAGGCCAAACUGAUCACUUUCAGCAUGCUGAUAUUUUGUGCUGUUUGGGUGGCCUUUGUCCCUGCUUAUGUUAGCUCUCCUGGGAAAUAUGUUGCUGCUGUGGAAGUUUUUGCAAUCCUGGCCUCUAGUUAUGGUUUACUGUUCUGUAUAUUUGCCCCAAAAUGUUUCAUUAUUCUCUUGAGGCCAGAGAAAAACACUAAAAAACAUAUGAUGGCAAGAUAA
Messenger RNA from Sphaeramia orbicularis (orbiculate cardinalfish), 3159 nucleotides. RefSeq names its product extracellular calcium-sensing receptor-like. Gene Ontology annotation, cellular component: plasma membrane. Gene Ontology annotation, molecular function: G protein-coupled receptor activity. Lineage: Eukaryota; Metazoa; Chordata; Actinopteri; Kurtiformes; Apogonidae. The record is from RefSeq and is a predicted model, not a curated record. Bases 1 to 3159 code for a protein of 1052 amino acids. Gene Ontology annotation, biological process: G protein-coupled receptor signaling pathway. The transcript is spliced from 15 exons.